CCCUAAAAACGCUUCUCAUUUUAUUUACUUUUGGCGCAUUGCUUUGACGUCAUCAUGUUCUUCCGGGCCGAGGCGUGAUGGCGCUUCCUGGCUGGUUUCCUCUGAUAUCUGUCACCGCAUCAUUUCUCUCGCUAUGUCUAUUAGUCCGCUUCAGACGCGCCGUGAAACUACUUUGGAAGAAAAUAUUUAACAAGAUAAUGGCUCGCACAGAGAAGCCGUUAUUCCGUAUGGCGUACACACUGUACACCAAGACCAGGCUUGGCUACAUGUUUUACAAGAGGCAAAUGAGGAAAGCUCGGGAACGCUACCCAACUGGACAUUCCACAGUUUUGCCUAUGCAAUUGAGUGGGAUGAAAAUCAUUCCCAUCCCUGUCCUGUCAGACAACUACAGCUAUCUCAUAAUUGAUACCACCUCCAGCGUUGCAGCGGUUGUAGACCCAGCAGACCCUCAAACUGUUCAGGAAGUCCUCAAGGAGGAAGGAGUGAUACUAGAAGCUAUUCUCUGUACACACAAGCACUGGGAUCACAGUGGGGGAAACAAAUUGCUGAAAAGGCUUCAUAGCUCAUGUAGAGUUUAUGGAAAUGCAGCUGAUAAAAUUCCUGGUCUGACGGACCCUCUGUCACAUGAGGACUCUGUAAUGGUUGGGGCUUUGCACUUUAAGGCCCUCUUUACGCCAGGACACACAGUGGGCCACAUGAUUUACCAGCUGGAUGGGCGGCCAUUGGGUGCCCCUUCAAGUCUUUUCUCUGGUGACCUGGUGUUCCUCUCAGGAUGCGGGAGGAUGUUUGAAGGCAGUGCCACUACAAUGCUGUCUUCACUCGACACUGUCAGCUCCUUGAAUGAUGAAACUUUUCUUUGGCCUGGUCACGAGUAUGCUAUGGACAAUCUGCUGUUCGCUGCUGAGGUGGAGCCACGCAAUGCUGCCAGGGAAGACAAGUAUCAGUGGGUGCUGAAGCAGCGAGGACAGAAGCAGUGCACGUGUCCCUCAACUAUUGGAGACGAGAAAGCGUACAAUCCUUUCCUACGCAGCCACUGCCCAGAGCUCCAUUUGGCCUUGGGAGUCCACCAGUUUGCAGACGAGGACUGGACUCUGUUCCGAGCUCGCGUGCUGGAGGAGCUACGCAAACGUAAAGAUCACUACAACAAAAGAUGAUUAGCAUUCAGAAUAUGAAACAUUUAAUGAAAGCCAUAAUGUGUUGGCCAUUACUAUACAAAGACAUGGUGAGCUUUGUUGUAAAAUGUAAAUUUCAAGUACAUAUUUUUUGUACCAUCAAUUUGCAUGUCUUUGCAUUACAGAAUAGUACUAGCAAUGAUCAAAUUUCCUUUGUGUAUUAUGAACAUAUUGUUAUGAUUACCAUAUUAGAUGUGACAUUUAAUAAUGUCAUUUUGCACAUACAUUACCCUGAUGAAAAGGGGUGAUGUCAAGAGGUUAUACAGUAUUGUACUGUACUAUUAUUUCCAGCACAGGGUUUUUAGUCAUAAAACAAUCAUAUAUAUCAUAUCUUUUUGGUCUUUUUUUCUAAUAUUUUCUUAUAUUGCAUUUGGUACAUUUCAGAUGAGUGUGGUUUUAGUAUUAGUUUAUGCAUAUUACUGUACCUGUAUUUUCCACAGGAAUGAACAAAUGUAAAAUCAUGUUUUACCUCUUCUAUGCUUGUUUCUGUGCAACCCUUUUUUUCAUGUGAAACUGAGAUGACUGCAUCAAUUUAAUAAGAACCUAUUGGAAAAACAUCUGUUUAUUGCCAACAUAUUUUACAUUUCAUGAAACCAUCAAAAAUGAUGAACGAUCCGUGCGUCUCACCGUCUCUCAUGCAUUUUGCUGUGAGCUAACUGAAAUGUAAUAAGCUUGGUUCAUAUUCUAAAACUUGUUUGACUUGGAGCUGUGAAGUUAAUAUGGUACAGAAUGAUUGUUUUUAACUGAUCUUUAAGUUGUAGGAAAUUUGCAUUUUCUUUUUAAAUGUGACAAAAACAUACUUGUUUAAUAAGCAAGCGCUAAUCCGCACAUUUAUUUACCAUAAAUUGAAACUACAGAUAAUGAAAUGCAGCCUAUUUCUUUAGGUAUAGUUGGGAAGGAACAAACCUGGAAGAUAGGAAAGCAAAAACACUUUUUUUUUUUCUUUUCUGUGUUCUAAAUGUUAUAAACCAAAGCAGAAUGUCCCCUGGUGACUGUUGACUAAAAUGUUAUUCUGAGUGUUUGAUGCUGUUGCACAUCUUAUUAGCAUAUGUUUGAGUUCAGAACACUACCGCACGGGAAACAGUUUGACUUUAGGUUAUAUUUUAAUGAGGAAAUAUUCAAGUAAAUUUUUCCAUCGCAACUGUGUAUGAGCUGUUUGUCUUU
This is a messenger RNA of Corythoichthys intestinalis (scribbled pipefish), 2336 nucleotides long. It is a transcript of the gene pnkd, whose product is annotated as PNKD metallo-beta-lactamase domain containing. Gene Ontology annotation, molecular function: hydroxyacylglutathione hydrolase activity. Lineage: Eukaryota; Metazoa; Chordata; Actinopteri; Syngnathiformes; Syngnathidae. The record is from RefSeq and is a predicted model, not a curated record. Gene Ontology annotation, cellular component: mitochondrion. The transcript has 9 exons. Bases 78 to 1154 code for a protein of 358 amino acids.